Messenger RNA from Prionailurus viverrinus (fishing cat), 616 nucleotides. RefSeq names its product vesicle transport protein GOT1B-like. The record is from RefSeq and is a predicted model, not a curated record. Gene Ontology annotation, cellular component: endoplasmic reticulum; membrane. Gene Ontology annotation, biological process: endoplasmic reticulum to Golgi vesicle-mediated transport; retrograde transport, endosome to Golgi. Lineage: Eukaryota; Metazoa; Chordata; Mammalia; Carnivora; Felidae.
UAAAACACUUUGUCUGUAAUAUUUUUAAAAAUGGCUUGAGUGGUCUUACAGCUGGGGUAGGAGUGGCUGCAUCUUUCCAGAAGAUGUGGUGGUUCUUGCCUGGGCUGCUUCCUGGUGCUUCUCUUGACUUUGCUUCACGCCCUGGGCACCCCGAGGUUCUGUUGCAACUGCUCUCACCAUUGCAGCCAUGAUCUCCUUACCGGACACCCAGAGAAUUGGAGUGGGAUUAACAGGAUAUGGAGUAUUUUUCCUGUUCUUUGGAAUGAUUCUCUUAUUUGACAAAGCACUACUGGCUAUUGGAAAUGUUUUAUUUGUGAGUAGCUUGGCUUUUGCAAUUGGUUUACAAAGAACAUUCAGAGUCUUCUUCCAAAAACAUAACAUGAAAGCUACAGGAUUUUUCCUGGGUGGUAUAUUUGUUGUCCUUGUUGGUUGGCCCUUCGUAGGCAUGAUCUUUGAAAUUUAUGAUUUUUUUCUUGUUUUCAGGGGCUUCUUUCCUAUGGUCACUGGCUUUAUUAGAAGAGUGCCAGUCCUUGGGUUCCUCUUGAAUUUACAUGGAAUUAGAUCAUUUGUUGAUAAAGUUGGAGAAAGCAACAGUAUGAUGCAGGAGCACCCAUAG